Messenger RNA from Cladophialophora psammophila CBS 110553, 891 nucleotides. RefSeq lists its product as uncharacterized. The coding region runs from base 1 to 891 and encodes 296 amino acids. NCBI's taxonomy places the organism in Eukaryota, Fungi, Ascomycota, Eurotiomycetes, Chaetothyriales, Herpotrichiellaceae. The record is from RefSeq and is a predicted model, not a curated record. The transcript has a single exon.
AUGGGCUCGCUGGGGCAGCAGAAGUCACCUAGAAUCAUUCGAUACAAGGAUCUCGAGCCCUCAUGGCACCUGCCGAACCAGGUACCAGGCUUGAUGCGUUGGAUGAUUAACUGGGUUGGCGGAGGAGAAGGCUUUGUCAACUCGAAUCCUCGCGAUUCCUAUGAGAGCCUGGAGUCGGCAGUAGGCCUGAUGCACAUACCCGCAGGGAAUCGCCAGAGCGGUCUGCACUACCACAGUGUCAACGAGAUCUAUGUCAUCCUGAAGGGUGAAGUCAUGGGUUGGGAUGGCAACAAAGAGGUUCAUCGAGCCGGGCCACUCGACUGCCUCUACACCCCGAAAGACACUCCACAUGGAGUGCGCGCUGCCGGAGACGAGCCGGUGGACUUGAUCUGGAUACAUGACGCCAUUGAGAAGAAGGGUACUUCCAAGUAUUGGGACGGCAGCACUCCCAAUCCCCAAACCAGGCCAGUCGAAAUAGUCAAGUUCAAAGACCUAGAGCCCAGAUGGACAGCGCUAGACCUUAGGGAGCCAGGCCACAUGCACUACAUGCUUAGUUAUGUCGGGGGCAAGGACGGAAGGUUGAAUUUCAACCGUGGUGUCGCCGUUGAGAAUGACAACGUUGGCAUCGGCCUCUUAGUCAUCGAGCCUGGCCACAAAAAAGUGGCAGAGCGAGUCCCUACUUCUGAGGUCUAUGUGCUCGUCCGCGGCGAGGCCGUUGUCAACUUUGGCGCAGGAAACACAGAACUGCGAAGGCUGGAUGCGGUUUACAUUCCAGCCGGUGCCUCGUGGACUAUUCGGAAUCAUGGUGCUGAGCAGGCGUUUUUGGUGUGGGUACACGAACAAGUGCAGCCAGCCUCUGCCGGGGCUCCAUAUCAGAAUCAUAGUUUGUAG